AUGCCUGCUACCAGUUGCGCAUUCUGCACUGGUAGCGGAGCUGGUCUCCGAGCCAUGUCCGCUGGCAGCUCCAUUUUCUGGCGAGAUGAUGAGGUGGUCGUCGACAGAGACGGCAUUCCCUAUUACACGGGGGUGAAGCCUGAGUUGACGAAAGAGUGCAGGCGAAGGGUAUUGUUUGCUUUUCAGUCCCUUGAAGGCGAUCGAGAUACCGAAGAGAAGGAGCGUAGAGACCUUUCCAAGAAGAAGAAGAAGAAGAAGCAGAAGAAGAAGAAGAAGGCGUUUGCAAAGCGUUUGCUGAAUGGGCUUCAUGGAGAAGCGUGGAAGGCAUGUCAAGAGCUCAUCACCGACAUGGCAAAGCUGAGUGAAGAGCAGGGGUACAAACACGUGCUCGCCUGCUUGCAGUCGAUUGAGAAGUUGGCUGUGGUGAAGAAGACGGAGCAGUUUGACAGAUUCUUCGAGAAGGGAUUCCGUCGAAGGGGCCAAGCACUUGAUCAAUAUCUUCGCUUUCGGCGGCAGGACUGGUCCGAUCUUCAGGACCUUGACUCCGCUACGUCGAUGUCUAGUGACCUCCUGGCCGACUUUGUUCUGAAGCACAGCGGGCGCAGCAAAGAUGAUAGGCGGCAGAUCCUUGUGAACACGGGGUCCAACUACCACCCCGACAGCAUCGAGAAAGCCAUGAGGGUGUCUUUUCAUGAUUACCAUGAGCGUGAAAAGGCUUCCAAGCCGGAUGAUCGAAAGCCGAAGGGCUAUGGCAAGGGGAAGCGAUACUAUGCCCACAUGGUUGACGAUGAAGAGGCUCUGGACGAGGAAGACGUUCCAGAGUAUGACCCGGGCUCUGCCUAUGCCCAGAUGGAUGAAUAUGACAGCAUUGCUGAGUAUGACCAGGCUUCAGAGUAUGACAAGACCUCUGCAUGUGACCAGGGUGGCCAGACUGAGUCCUGUGACGCGGACCCACCAUCGGAUUUUGGGGCCUCGGGCGAUGACGAGGUUUUCCAAGCCUUUGCCACCAUGGACAGGCAGAAGUUUCUUGGGCUUGGUGGUUCAGAUGAGAAGGAAUGGCAUGCAUGGUGGGAGAAGGAUGUGAAGAAUGCCUACUUCAGUGGGAAGUCCUUGGAAAGAGACAUUAACCUCGAACAACCACGAGGCGGCCUGGGACAGCUAAAGCCUGGGCAGUUGAUGAAGGCCAAGAAGGCCGUCUAUGGUUUCAGCGAAGCGGCGAGACUUUUCUGGGUUGCUUUGAAAGGCCAUUUGGAAAGCGAUGGAUGGGUUCAAAGCCGUUUGGAGCCAGCGCUUUUCUUUCUUCCUGACAGUCAGUCACGAUUGGUUGGUAUUUUGGUUACCCAUGUUGAUGAUGUCGAAGGAGGCGUCCAGCAGGACUACGUUGACAGAGCUUUUGCCAAGUACAGCCAGGCCUCGGAGUAUGCCACAAACCGCUUCAAGGAGUUUGUCUUUCGCGGUCGAGAAAUCAAACAGCGUGACCGCGGGCAUGUUGAUGUUUCAAUGAGAAACUACUCCCUGAACACCAAGAAGAUUCAAAUCGACCGCAUUCGCAGACAGCAACUUGAGAGUUCACUGACAGAGGAGGAGUUUAACAGGUGUAUCAAUCUGGCGCAGGCGAAGCGUGUUUGUAGGUUGGCAGCUGAAGCAUCCCAUUUAGCCGAGGCCAUUGAGGCCGAAGCUUUGAGCGGGGAACUGAAUUUGAAAGAUUGGCCCAGCGUAGUUCAACGGCGCCAAAGAGUUUAUGUGACGGAUGCCAGAAGCGUCUUUGACUAUUUGCAGGAGGACUCCACAAGCACUUCCAGUGACAAAAGGAUGGCAAUCGAAGGAGCACUUCUUCGAGAAACAGUGCGCCAGCCUGGCGCAAGUGUCAGAUGGGUCGACGGCAUGCAGAACAUCGCCAAUGUUCUGACGAAGGCCAAUGCCGAGAAGGAGACUUUGAAAGAGUUCUUGCGAGAUGGAGUGAUGACUUUGGUUCAGAGCGAGUCCAACAAGAUUCUCAAAGAGCGGAAAAGAUUACAGAGACAGAAGCGUGCUGCGAAAGUUAGUCUUGAGAGUCACAAAAACAAGCCGAUACCGAGUGAAGCAGAAGAGAGCAUUGACUUGGAGCAGUUGCAACCUUGGAGCCUGCCGGCUCAAACACCAGAGGCGCAUCAGGUUGCCAGGUCUUCGCUUCUCUGGGCCUGGCUCUUGGCCACCAGGUGGUGGUACAGUGAUGCCGAGCGGCUCCGGGCACUGGAGCAAAAGCCCGGAGGGGCCAUUUUUUUGGACCUCUUGGCCCGGCCUCUGAUGGCGCAUUUCGGUCCCUACCAGAUACCCAACUUCUGCCGGGCCAAGAUGCAUGAAGAUGCGCUGAAGAUGCUCCAGGAGUCUGUGAUGUUGGACCACGAACGAUUUCGAGCCUUGAGCAGGCUCGGGCAACUUUCUCGGAGGCGCUUGGCAGCCCAAAGCUUGGCUCCCUUGGGCGUUCCAGCAGCACCAGGUUCACCGCUUCUGGCUAUCGAACCUUUACUUUUCGAUGCGUUCUACAAGGACUCCAAAGACGAGUCCCGCGCGCCGGGGGGCAGCACAGAGUCCCACCGGUCGCUGGCUGCGCAGAUCAUUUUGGAUGUGGUGGCCGAAUGUCCACCCGAGGAGCGUCCAGUGGCGCCCUGGGUGUUGAAGGGUGUGAUCAAGGCGAAGGGGGCACCCUGGCAAUCUGGUGCACAAGGAGAAGAAGUGCGGGCCACGCUGCUUCUGCAACUGCUGCGCACUCCAAGCAAUGCGGCGGCAGCAUGUCCUGAGGUGUGCCAGUACCUCUCCCAGCCAGGUCUGAAGCGAAAGGAAGACACGGCAUGGCCACUGAAGGCGUACCUCCUGAGUGGAGAAACUCACGACCUUCUGCGAAAGGGAGCGCGGCUGGUGGCGAAACAACGUCCAGAUGCAUUGGAGCUUCAAUCCAGGAGGGAACGAGACACGCCCAGCCUGCCGAUUAAACGUGAUCUGAGAAAUCUUUGGACCACGGUGUUGCUCUCUGCAGGAUGGUCAGCCAUGCGGCAUUUCUCCGGUGUAUACACCCUUCAGGCAACGGUUCAGCUGGUCUGGGGGGUUGCUGGAGCGUUAGCAGGCACCACGGUACUUGAAGUUCUCUGGAGACUCGAAGAACUGGUCAUCGAAUCAGAGUGGUAUUGGGAGGAUGGGUAUGGUAGCGUGCCGGCUUCUGCUGCGAUGAUGCUUGCAAACUGCAUAUCUUUGGCAUGGGCGGCGCGCUUUUCUUGCAUCGUCCCUUUUGCCAUCUGCAGACUGGUGAAAGAUGACUACAUCGAUUUGCCCGCGCGAAGCUUUGAUUGAAAAAAAAAAGAGCUGCCAAGCUGCUGCCCUUUGCGCGUGGACGUGACGUGACGUGCGCCAAGACUAAAAAUCGAAGCGAAACGUCGUGGCGAGCGGCGAAACGUCGUCGCGGUUCCAACCGCUGGUGUCAGCCAAGUUGCGCAGAAAACUCGGUGCAUAGUGGAGAAUAGCGUCCGAAGGCACUGCGGAGUGUCCCCAAAUUUUCGAAAACAAAAGAACAUGGACUACUUCCUCUUGACAUGUCCUUUUUCACAAGGCCUAUCGAGUCUAUCCUUGCGUGGUUCCUCCUCGGAAUCGUCCAUUAAGAUCCCUUCCGGGAAGACUAGCUCGCAGACA
Molecule: messenger RNA, 3663 nt
Organism: Cladocopium goreaui
Lineage: Eukaryota; Dinophyceae; Suessiales; Symbiodiniaceae
Source: the annotation of a GenBank genome assembly